AUGUUACAACCAGGACAGUCACUCAGUCACACUCCACCUAGUCCAGGACAGUCGGCCAGUCACACUCCACCCAGUCCAGGACAGUCACCCAGUCACACCACAAAAUUCUACACAGUCUUUAAAUUCCUCCCCACUAGUACUCAGGAUGACCAGGACUCACACACUAGUACUCAGGGUAACCAGGACUCACACACUAGUACUCAGGGUGACCAGGACUCUUACACUAGUACUCAGGAUGACCAGGACUCUCACACUAGUACUCAGGAUGGCCAGGACUCUCACACUAGUACUCAGGGUAACCAGGACUCUUACACUAGUACUCAGGGCAACCAGGACUCUUACACUAGUACUCAGGAUGACCAGGACUCUCACACUAGUACUCAAGGUAACCAGGACUCUUGCACUAGUACUCAGGUUAACCAGGACUCUCACACUAGUACUCAGGGUAACCAGGACUCUUACACUAGUACUCAGGGUAACCAGGACUCUCACACUAGUACUCAGGAUGGCCAGGACUCUCACACUAGUACUCAGGGUAACCAGGACUCUUACACUAAUACUCAGGAUGACCAGGACUCUCACACUAGUACUCAGGAUGACCAGGACUCUCACACUAGUACUCAGGAUGACCAGGACUCUUAA
Homarus americanus (American lobster) is the source of this 642-nucleotide messenger RNA. Its product is annotated as mucin-22-like. NCBI's taxonomy places the organism in Eukaryota, Metazoa, Arthropoda, Malacostraca, Decapoda, Nephropidae. Bases 1 to 642 code for a protein of 213 amino acids. The transcript is spliced from 2 exons. The record is from RefSeq and is a predicted model, not a curated record.